CCUCAGGAGCCCACGUGAUUAGCUCAGUGUGCUAAGUGCCCCAAACUGCUCCUGUCUGCUCCUGUCUGCUCCUGUCUGCUCCUGUCUGCUCCUGUCUGUCCCGGAGUCUGAAACAUGGAGACACAAGUGAAGCUGGAGGAAGAGACGGAGCUGUGGGAGCCCCGGGGCCCCGCGGAGGAGCGGAGGGGGCUCAGGGGCCCCGCGGAGGAGCAGCGCAGGGGCCCCGCGGAGGAGCGGAGGGGCCCCGGUGCGGACAGGACACGUUGGGAGCCGCUCGGUCUCAAAGAGGAGCCGGAGUCGAGCGUCAAACAGGAGCCCCAGGACUUCCCUUUCCACAUGGUCACGGUCAAAACCGAAGAAGAAGAAGACGACGAAGACAAGUCCUCUGCGCUUCACCAAACGGCGUCCGAGGAGCCCAGAGAGGAACCCAACGGAGAGUGUGGAGCCGACAGUGAGGAGCAGACGGACAGCUCUGAGGACACUGACCGCUCAGAAGACUACAGUCCAGACCAGGCUCCGGCCUCCAGACGCUUCACUCAGACUCCCCGACACACGUCCGGAGCCCCGAGGUCCGGAGCCCCGAGGUCCGGAGCCCCGAGGUCCGGAGCCCCGAGGUCCGGAGCCCCGAGGUCCGGAGCCCCGAGGUCCGGAGCCCCGAGGCCCGGCGCCGGAAAGACCUCGGUGCCUCAGACGGAGAGACCUCACAAAUGUUCCGUUUGCGAGCGACGGUUUAAAGAAAAACCGGCUCUGACUCGACACGAGCGUCACCGUCACCACGUGUGUCCCCUGUGCCCCAAACGCUACACCAACAAAACCAAACUGACGGCUCAUCUGAGUCACCACGUGGACGAAGGCGCCGCCGACCGCUCCAUCCUGGAGGAGGACGGCCUCAGACCUUACGGCUGUUCUCAGUGCGGGAAGGCGUUCGCGCGAAAGGCUCACCUGGGGCGACACAUGAUCGUGCACCGAGCCGAGACGCGCUACAAGUGCUCGGUGUGCGAGCGCGACUUCAAACUGAUGACGCGGCUGCGCGAGCACAUGCGCACGCACACCGGAGAGAAACCCUUCGUGUGUCCCGUGUGCGGGAAGUGCUUUGCUCAGAUCUCCACUCUGUCCCGACACCAGAAGCACAUCCACCACAUGUGCCCCGUGUGCAAAGGCAUCUUCUCCGACAUGACCGAGCUGAACCAGCACCUGAAGAGUCACCUGGACGACGGGACCCUGGACCAGUCGCUCCUGGAGAGGAAGACCAUCAAACUGUGCAGGUGCUCUCUGUGUGGGAAGGAGUGUAAGAACAAGUCCAACCUGCAGAGGCACAUGUUCGUCCACACAGGUGAGAAACCCUUCAGCUGUUCGGUCUGCGACGAGGGGUUUCUGUGUAAGUUUGAAGUGAACCAGCACCUCCGGUUCGUCCACCACGUCUGCCCCGUGUGCAAGGAGGAGUUUGAGAGCGACGCUCAUUUAACGGCUCAUCUGAGGAGCCACGUGGAGGACGGGAGUCUGGACCCGGAGCUCAUCGAGAGAGUCAACAGGAAACCUUACAGCUGCUCCAUGUGCGGGAAGGAGUUUAACUGCAAGACUGCUUUUCGGAGACACAUUUUGGUUCACUCCGGGGAGAGACCUUUCAGCUGUCCGGUUUGUGAGAAGACGUUUACGCAGAAAGGAACUCUGAAAACGCACCAGAAGAUCCACUCUGGGGACAGACCUUUCGUGUGCUCAGUCUGCGAGAAAAGUUUUGUGACGAACUCUCAUCUAAAGACUCACCUGAGGAGCCACGCCGAGAGCGCCGCCGCCGUCUUCACCGACCAGCCCUGAGUCCCCAACCGGGCCGGGUCCGAGGAGCCGGUCCCGGUCCGGGUCCGAGGAGCAGACUCUAGACCAAAGAGGAAGACUCGCCCACUGUGACGCCCACACGGACCAGCUCCAUGUUCUCCACGAGUCACAAGAAGAAUCAGCAGCGUCAGAGCCGAUUCACACACUCAGACCUGGUUCAGACCUGGUUCAGACCUGGUUUAGUCCUGGUUUAGUCCUGGUUUAGUCCUGGUCUAGUCCUGGUUUAGACCUGGUUUAGUCCUGGUCUAGUCCUGGUCUAGUCCUGGUCUAGUCCUGGUUUAGACCUGGUUUAGUUCUGGUUUAGUCCUGGUCUAGUCCUGGUUUAUACCUGGUUUAGACCUGGUUUAGACCUGGUUUAGUCCUGGUUUAGUCCUGGUUUAGUCCU
Molecule: messenger RNA, 2218 nt
Organism: Boleophthalmus pectinirostris (great blue-spotted mudskipper)
Lineage: Eukaryota; Metazoa; Chordata; Actinopteri; Gobiiformes; Gobiidae
Product: gastrula zinc finger protein XlCGF57.1-like
Exons: 2
Coding region: 115-1815 (566 amino acids)
Biological process (GO): regulation of transcription by RNA polymerase II
Cellular component (GO): nucleus
Molecular function (GO): DNA-binding transcription factor activity, RNA polymerase II-specific; RNA polymerase II cis-regulatory region sequence-specific DNA binding
Source: RefSeq, a predicted model, not a curated record